Molecule: messenger RNA, 2823 nt
Organism: Zeugodacus cucurbitae (melon fly)
Lineage: Eukaryota; Metazoa; Arthropoda; Insecta; Diptera; Tephritidae
Product: polycystin-2
Exons: 1
Coding region: 135-2273 (712 amino acids)
Biological process (GO): detection of mechanical stimulus
Cellular component (GO): membrane
Molecular function (GO): calcium ion binding; calcium channel activity
Source: RefSeq, a predicted model, not a curated record
AAAGCACAAAGUUCACUUGGAGUUAUAUACAUACAAUUUUUUGCUGUAAAUUUGUCUUUUGAAAAUCAAAAAAAAAAAAUUUAAUUAAAAGAAUUGUACACGAGCUUCGUCAAUCAUUGAUCUGCUGCAACAACAUGCAAGCGCGUCGAAAAAUGUAUAUUCUCUUCGGAAUCUCAAUCUUCAUUGUGGUGUGGUGCUUUAUUCUUAUUAUUUGUCUCUCGGGUUUUUCACAUGAGUCACGCAAGUUUCGCGCAAUACUCUUUGUUAUUGUUGUCGUGAUACUCUUUCAUUGCCUCAUCGGAGACUUCAUAAAAUUUCUCGGGUACGCUGUCUACUCAGCACUGCGUAAGAAGCCACCAGUGCAGGAGGGUCCUGACAUAGGUCGCUCUUCGAUUACCUAUAAUUACGAUGAGGAUGCGCUUGUGCGCUUACAAUUAGCCAGCCACGAGGCGGCGAUGUAUACAACGCCUUCGCAUUAUAACGAGUCGCUGAAUCUCAAAUACAAACAAAUUAUCAACGAGCUGCGUCUGUAUGGUUUGUAUUUCAUAUUGCUAUUGCUCUUGGUGGUGGGUUCACGCAACUAUCAAGCUUACUACAACACGGAUACAUUGAAAACAGUAUUGGAAGAAAAGCGUUUGAAUGCUAUUGGACUCCAUUAUGUGAAUACUUUAGAUGAUGUUUACGAAUACAUACGUCGCAUUAUAAUUCGAGCGUUUAAUGAGGGCCUUGACUACAAUGAGAAGGUAAUAGAAGAGCCAGGCUGGAUACAAUAUAAUAUCGCAAAGCUUCUGAGCGUGGUGCGACUACGGCAGGUACGACGCGAAGUACCUUACAUCGGUUUGAGUUCACCGCAUUUCGAUGAGAAAAAUUUCAUGCCCCGUUGGCAGUUGCCUUACGAGCAGUUACACUAUAUUUCUAAGUAUAUACAUACUUACGGACCUUGGCUGGCGGGGCAAUUGGAUUGGAGCAUAUUUGCCGCCAGUCAUCAUCAGGGCAAAUUGCACACGUACGCUGAGAGUAACGGUUAUGCAACAAUUCUAUCACGCGACUUAAACAAUAGUCUUAAAAUUCUGGACUAUCUGGAGAAGGCCCAUUGGCUCGAUGCGCGCACGGCCGGUAUAUUCAUCGAUUUCACGCUCUACAAUGCCGAUUCGAAUUUAUUUAGCGUCUGCACAAUUCUGUUGGAGUACACACCGUUCGGAAAUGUGCUCUCACAUGCUGAUGUUCAGAGCGUUGGACUGCUGCUGAAUGUGGACAACUUGCCGGCCAUAUUCUUGAUUAUAUUUCUAAUCUACCUUUUCACAUUGAUCUACUUCAUUAAGCAUCUGAUUUUGAAUUUGCUUUACAAGACGAAAAUGUCCGCUUCACCAUGGAAUUGCGUCGACAGUGUUAUAGUUCUUUUGAAUGUAUUUAUUAUCAUUUUGAUUAUUGUACGAGAGACCAAAGUGUCAAGGUUGAUGAGAGAAUUCGAGGAAUCGAUGAAACUGGAGUUUAUAGAUUUCCGUGUGCCGGCAAGUAUUGACUAUUUGGCAAACCUGACAAUUGGUUUUCUAAUUUGUUUAACCACUGUGCGCCUAUGGAAAGUGCUACAGUUUGCCAAAUCUUUUCGUGUUUUCACACGCACCUUGUAUCGUGCGCGUUGGGCGCUACUCACACUAUUAGUGAUCAUCGUAAUUUGGCUUUUCGCUUUCGGCAUCAGCUCGUAUAUCAUCAAUGGCAAUGAUACCGAAAAUUUUACACAUCUCUUGAAGAGUUUCACCGCAUCCAUGAGUUAUUCCUUUGGUUUCAGCAGCACCGUUAGUCCGUAUGAUCUUGGCUAUGGUGGUCUAACACUCGGUUUCAUUUUGUAUGCUUUAUUAAUGUUCGUUAUUGCUAUUGUUCUGCUGAAUCUUUUCAUUACACUGAUCUGCGAUUUUUUUUCGGAAAACAAAAGUACGCCGGAGGAUAAUGAGGCGAGAGAGUUGAGCUUUUGGCAGUUUCUCAGAGUGGAAUAUGGCGGAUGUGGUCGUUGGUGUAAGUAUUCGUUAUGCGGUUGUUGUGUGAAGCGUAUUUACAAACCGGAGAAAGGCAAUGUUAAGGAAGGCAUUGAGAAAUCUGUCCUAAAGACAGAGAAAGAAUUAAGGAGACGUAAAUUGGCAGGACGUGAAGACAAAGGUUCUCCUUAUGGUCGACACAUAAGAGAUCUUAAUCAAGUGGGUGCAAUGGCUCGGAAGUUCAGUGCACAGGUGGCACUAUUACGUCGAUACCAACGUUGGCGACAGCGCUAUCCUUAAACUGGAUUUCAGUUGUUACAUUCUCCGUUUUGAAUAGUUUAUACCAAUGAAAAUUCUAAAAAUUACGCUUACGCUGUUUCUCCUGAACUAAAUGAUUUCUAUUUAACUAAAAGUCAUCAGAUAGUUAAUCUUUGUAAUAAAGAUAUUUUGGUAUCUAACAAAACACAAUUGUCAUAAAAUUAAUUUGGAAAUUUGCUGAUGUGCUGAUUUCGUACCUGUAAUUCAUCAACAACAUACCUCAGAUAAAAAUGAAUUCAGAAGCAUCCGUUGAAAGAGAGAAUAAUUCGAUAAACCAUAUUCCAUCUCAAGAGGCAUAUACAUACAUAUAAUGUAUUUCUUAUCAAUACUUUAUUUUGUAAAAAUACGUAAAAUCGUUCUAGGGAUUAUAUUAUUAAUGAUGUGAACUAAAAUAAAAAAUUGUGGAAAUUGAGAAAAAAACAGGCAUGCCUCGGAAGAGAAUAGUGCUGAAGUAUUAAUGAUAAGUUAGAUGGGAUAAUGAAUGCUUAUCGUAGUAUUAUAUAAUAUAAAUGGGGCAAUGCAUGAGUGAUUA